This is a messenger RNA of Colossoma macropomum (tambaqui), 776 nucleotides long. It is a transcript of the gene nmbb, whose product is annotated as neuromedin Bb. Bases 106 to 519 code for a protein of 137 amino acids. Gene Ontology annotation, cellular component: neuron projection. Gene Ontology annotation, molecular function: neuropeptide hormone activity; neuromedin B receptor binding. The transcript has 3 exons. Lineage: Eukaryota; Metazoa; Chordata; Actinopteri; Characiformes; Serrasalmidae. Gene Ontology annotation, biological process: neuropeptide signaling pathway; positive regulation of hormone secretion. The record is from RefSeq and is a predicted model, not a curated record.
UUGAGACCAUCACGAUUGCUUUUUACAUAAAGGAAAUUCAUUAUUAUUAUUAUUAUUAUUAUUAUUAUUAUUAUUAUUAUUAUCUUGAAUCGACGUUGUUUAGAAAUGUCCACUUUUAUUUUACACAGAUUUUGCCAGUUUGGAUUCUUCACAUAUCUCGUGCUGUUUCCCUAUAUCUCCUUAACAUCUUCAGUUAGCCUAGAUUUGACUGAGCUAAGGAACAAAGUAGCAAAGAUCAAAGUCAAUCCAAGGGGAAAUCUAUGGGCGACAGGUCACUUUAUGGGGAAGAAAAGCGUUGUAGACAGCGCACUGUUACCGCCCGAAGAUGAUGCUACGAUGAGCGCUAUCGAGGCCGCUCUGAAUCCUAAACGCGUCGAACCCGAUGAUCUUUAUCAGGAGGUCCUAAAAACUGCACUACAAGCACGACUCGACUCGGAGGACAGCCGCGCUAGAAACCCGGAUACUGCAUUAUUCAUGAAGAUAUUAGAGAACUACAUCCAAGGCAACAGAAGGUGGUGAUGGUGAAAUCCCACAGACAGACCACCAUUUGCUGAAAUCUCCAAAGAUCCUCAGCUACAUGUACAGCUUUCCCUUGAUUGCAGUUUUUCUGUUGAGUUUAGUCCAAAUCUUAUCUGUAUAUUUAUUUUUUCUGAUAGUGUGGAGCAUUCCAGUGUUUAUAUUUAACAAUUUGUAUUUAAUAAACACAGAUAUUAGCAAAGUUAUUUGCCUGAAUGUAUAUCAUUUCAACUUAUGAAGGCAGCAUGACUUUCAAAGCU